AUGAAAACUAAUGGCCUUUUCCAUGAUGCAAUAGAUAAAGAAAAUGAAAACAGAAUAAAUCCUUAUGAAGAGUGUGGAGCUAAAUACAAUAUUGAAUGCAAUUAUAUCAUUCCUUUACCAAUGACAUUGGUAAACUCAAUGACAAAUAAUGUGUUGGAUGGUUCAGAAGAAACACAAAACAAGUAUAAAUAUGUUCUGGAAAAUGGGAAAGAGGUUGAGUUCAAUAAUCCACUUCCACCUGGAAUUCCACAAAAUAUUGUUCAUGAAUACUGUCAUCAGGCAAUGUCAGAGCGAUCUGAAAACACAGCCCAAGAUGAAGACGAAUGCCAACCACUGAAAGAUCUUCUGCUUUAUGGAACUGUAGCAAUAUGUCCAAUAGCUGGAGUUUUGAUUUAUUACAUUUUUCGUAUUAAAAGGCCAAACUUCGCUGAAAGAAUUCGGAUUUUCACAUUCACAACUUUAAUAACUCUCAUAACUAUUCUCCUUCUAAUAAUAUGUUAG
This is a messenger RNA of Trichomonas vaginalis G3, 501 nucleotides long. RefSeq lists its product as uncharacterized. The transcript has a single exon. Lineage: Eukaryota; Parabasalia; Trichomonadida; Trichomonadidae. Bases 1 to 501 code for a protein of 166 amino acids. The record is from RefSeq and is a predicted model, not a curated record.